AUGACGUCCCCCAAAUUCCAGUACCCCAUUGUUGAUGUUUGGGCCAACCUUCCAGGGCUAGGUGCAGCCAUCCCUGAAGUGUCUCGACUUUUCGCGUAUAGUCACUCCGAUCCAGAAAUCGCCAACAAGAGGAAGUCUCCAAGAGAAGUUGUUGCGCUCAUGGACGAAGCCGGAGUCACUCACAUUUGCCUUUCGGCGUGGAGUCGUCCGGGGCAAAUGAUCUUCUCGAAUGAGGAAGUUGCCCAGUACACUCGGGCCUAUCCAGAUCGAAUCUUUGGGCUCGCAGCCGUCGACCUUCAUAACCCCGUUGAGGCGGUCAAAGUGCUGGAGCAUUAUGUGAAGAAGGAAGGCUUUGUGGGGCUGAGGGUGGUGCCCUGGCUCUGGAACCUUGCCCCGACUGACCCUCAUUAUUGGCCCCUCUACGUCAAGUGCAUCGAGCUUGACGUGCCCUUCCUGACCCAAGUCGGUCACACGGCGCCAGCUUGCCCAAGCGAAGUUGGACGCCCGAUCCCGUACAUCGACACAAUCGCACUCAAGUUCCCGGCUCUCAAGAUAAUCAUGGGCCACAUUGGUUAUCCGUGGGCCGCGGAGACAGUGGCCGUUGCGUGGAAGCACGCCAACGUCUACAUUGACACCAGCGCGUGGUCGCCCAAGUACUAUGCCCCAGAGUUCAUAACAUUCGCCAACACGACCGGCAAGUCGAAGGUCAUGUUUGCGACCAAUUUUCCGCAGCUUGGGCUUAAGGAUUGCGUAGAAAAUGUGAAGAACCAUCUCGUGGCCGAGGAAGGAGGGCUUAGAAAGGAAUCUGUCGAGAGCUUUAUGGGAGGGAACGCGCUUCGGGUUCUGAAACUACCACCGGUGAACUUGGCCAAGUUGAAGGCCAAUCUCUAA
Diaporthe amygdali is the source of this 891-nucleotide messenger RNA. RefSeq lists its product as uncharacterized. The record is from RefSeq and is a predicted model, not a curated record. Lineage: Eukaryota; Fungi; Ascomycota; Sordariomycetes; Diaporthales; Diaporthaceae. Gene Ontology annotation, molecular function: carboxy-lyase activity; hydrolase activity. The transcript is spliced from 2 exons. The coding region runs from base 1 to 891 and encodes 296 amino acids. Gene Ontology annotation, cellular component: cytoplasm. Gene Ontology annotation, biological process: secondary metabolic process.